GCUAUGCGUAAUGUUUAGGUCGUCCCCUAUGGUGAAGGAAGAAUCCGCUAUCCAAUUGUGGCACUGCUGUUGUCGAAAACAGCAACAUUGUUUCCUUCUGUAGACAAAAGUGCCUCGACAACCCGAUAAAUUACUGAAUAGUCAUCCAGUUCUGUGGCUUCUUGGGGAAGAUAUGGAAAAACAACCGAGGUUGUUGGCAUCCCAACUCCUACUGAAAAACAGUUUAUUCGAAGUGUCGUUAAACCGUGUGCUUCUGACAUGGAAAGAGAUUCCGACCAAGAAAAAACGCGUUUCUGGGGGCAUACAUCACCCAUUUAAAGUCGCUGGUCCGCGGAGUGCGGCUGCGGCCAUGGCUUGGAUAGCCUCGCUAUGUCGGGUCAAUUGGAUGGCACACAAUUUGGCCUCGGAGUUCUUCUUUAUGAGCUGGCUGACAUUUUUCAUCACCUCACACGGUACCAGUCACGGUGUGUCAGUGUCUGAGAUCCUAGCAGUCAGGGAGCUCGAUGUGGACAGCGGGACGAAAGAUGACGGCAGGUGGCAGAAAAUGCCUCAGAAAUCGGCUGAGGCCUAUCCAUACGCAUUCACAGUGUCCUAUGUGGAGAGAGCGAGGCAGCACCGCUGGCGGUGUAGUGACGUCACCUUUCACUGUCUAGAGGGGGCGCUGUGUCAGCAGUGGGUCCAGACCAUCAGAGAGCAGCUCACAGCACUGACCAGCAGACCCAAGCAUUUGCUGGUGUACAUCAACCCCUAUGGGGGCAAGCAGCAAGGCGAGCGUAUUUACGAGCAGAAAGUCGCCCCUCUCUUCACCCUUGCCUCCAUCUCCACGCACGUGAUUGUUACAGAGCAUGCCAAUCAUGCCAGGGACCACCUGAGGACAGAGGCUGAGUUGAAACAAUAUGAUGGAGUGGUGUGUGUGGGCGGGGACGGCAUGUUCAGUGAAAUGGUUCACGGCCUGGUCUCCCGGAUCCAGAGGGACAACGGCGUGGACCAGAACAGCCCGGAGGAGAAGCUGGUACCCUGUACUCUGCGCAUCGGCAUUAUACCCGCAGGUUCAACGGACUGCAUCUGCUAUGCAACUGUAGGCAUCAACGACCCUGUGACCUCGGCCUUACACAUCAUAGUGGGAGAUGCCCAGCCAAUGGACGUGUGCUCGGUCCAUCACAACAACACAUUCCUGAGGUACUCUGUGUCCCUGCUUGGGUACGGUUUCUAUGGCGACGUGCUGGCAGACAGCGAAAGGAAACGAUGGAUGGGACCAGCCAGAUACGACUUUUCAGGUUUUAAGACGUUUCUCACACAUCACUACUAUGAAGGGACUGUGUCUUUUCUACCAGCAACUGACAUAUUGGGAACUCCACGAGACAAGACCAGGUGUAGAGCUGGGUGCUUCAUAUGCCAACACAACGGACAGCUGUAUUCCGAGGAUGCCCCAGAGAUUUGCGAGACUGAUCUAGAUGUUUCAGACAGUGAAUACAAAGGGGGGUGGCGGGUGAUCAGAGGGAAGUUCCUGGCCAUCAACGCGGCCAGUAUGAGCUGUGCCUGUCCCCGAAGCCCCAAGGGCCUGUCCCCCGCUGCCCACCUCGCUGACGGCACCACCGACCUCAUCCUCGUACGCAAGUGCUCCCGAUUCAACUUCCUGCGCCACCUGCUACGCCACACCAGCAAAUACGACCAGUUUGACAUGACCUUUGUGGAAGUGCACCGUGUGCGGCGCUUCCGCUUCACGCCGCGCUACUGCCAGAGUGACUCCGAGUUGGACCUGAGGGAGAAUGGCAAGAGGCUCUUCAGCCAGAUCUGCCGAGACCACCCGGCCUGCAGCUGCAGCCCUACCUACAGCAGCUGGAACUGUGACGGCGAGAUCCUCCCCCAUGCUGCCAUUGAAGUCGGAGUGCACUGCCAGUUGAUCAAGCUGUUUGCGCGAGGGAUCGAAGAGCAGCCUGUGUUUGAGGACCUUCCCAACCCGUGUGCAGUAUAGAUCCCCCCCCUCUGCUGCCCUACCCUAUCAAAGUCACUGGAACAGUCCUACUGCAUUUCAAAGGCUACUGCUGUCAUAUCCUUACCCCUGAACACUACCUUUUUCUGAUAUACUUUGAGGUCUUUCAGACAUCUGUUUUCUGGGGCCAUUUUUGUUUGUCUGCCACAUUUUAGAGGUCACAAGUUCACAGGUCAAGGAGUACUGGUGAUGGUACACCUACAGAGAGGUUCACUAUCCACAUCCUGAAGAAGAAAUUAUGAAAAUACUAAGCGGUAUUGAAUGAAACUCUUUUCCGCUCUCCUUUUUCAAUAGAGCGAUGUUAACCUAGCAAUUAACAUGCUGUUCAACAUUUAUAGAACUCCUCUUUGCACGUUUUACAAUGUAUGCUGCUCCAAAUUAUGAAUAACUGUUACGACAUUUUGUUUAUUUAUUCAUUUAGAGAAAACAUUUAAUUAGAGGAUGUUUGAAUUUUGCUAGCUGCUUGCACUUUUGUUUCAAAUAGGCCGUAUGCAUUUUGACCUUAUAAGCAAUGCCUUGUUAGAAGUUAUUUCACAGCACCUAAAAAGCAUGAAUUUGAAUACAUAUGUGUUGAUGAUCGGAUAUUGGGUGAACCAGAGAACUCUCUAGGGCAGUGUUUCCCAACUCCAGUCCUCAAGUACCCCCAGCAGUACAUUAUUGUUAUUGUGCCCCCGAACAAGCACAACUGAUUCUACUUGUCAACUAAUCAUCAAGCCCUUGACAAUUGAACCAGGGGCCUCAUUUAUCAACCUUGCAUACAUGUCUUACUUAGUUCUGAGGUACGUGGAGAUUCUAGGAUUUGUGUAACAAAUGUAUCAAACUAUCGCACGCAACAUAUACGCAUGUUGUCAUUGUUAAAUCAGAGCCAUACGAUAUUUGUGGGCUUGUAAACAAGCACUAAAACUUGACUUGAAAAACUUCCUCCAUUCACAUUUUAUGAUAACAAAAAUUCCCAAAUUUGCUGUAUGAUUUGAAGAUGCUGGAACUGGGCCAGGAUAGUUUCUAAAAUAAAUCGCAAUAGCACAUUUGAUCACAUUUCUGUACAUGUGUGUGCAGAAUGUUUUUUUAAAUAUUUUGCAGUGACAUAUGCCUCCUAUAGCGAGUGCCAAACACUGUCCACGCGUACUGCAAGAUUGAUUGUCCAUUCGAAACAUUUUAAAAGUAAAUGCUACAGCCCACACUUCUAUGCAAGAAUCUAAUUGUUGUUCAAUAUUUUGUUUAUCAAUAGAAGAUAGAAACACAAUUUCCUGCCUUGGUAUAUGCUCUGAGAUGAAUAGGCUAUUAUGUCUCGCUCCUGUCGCAAAGCAAUACUGUGGCCUACCCAUACUGUCAUAUAGGCUAUCAGUCUAUGGUUGGCUAUUGAAUGAGUGAUGGAUAAAUGGUAGCCUAAUAAUUGUUGCGAAGCGGGAAUAACCAGUCGUCAGAAAAGGAGAAAUGACCUGUAAUAUGAUUUAGGUCUAUAUAAUAAAAGUUAAAUAAAUAUAUUAGGCAACAUGCUGCUAUGCGAUCUUCAUACCAACAGCAAAUGCAUCUGUGUUAUCGUUAGACCAACGUUUUAAUGUUUUUGUUCGCCUAACAUUCUUAGAAUUCCUGUGCAUCAAACACCUAAAUUUCUGCCAAAAUAACAAUAUUUGCUUGCAAUACCACUAGAAGUUGCAUGGUUUGAGAUUUGCGUGGAGCUAUGCAUGCUUUCAAGUUCAAAAUUGGUAAAUACCAAUCUUUACAGGAAAACUGGCAAGGUUUAGUCUUUUUUUGUACGCACGCAUUUUGAUAAAUGAGGCCGCAGUUGUAUUUGUCUGGGGCUACAACAAAAAUGUGUGCUGUUGGGGGUACUCGAGGACAGGAGUUGGAUAAAACACUGCUCUGGUGGUACCAUAAACCAGCCAGACUCUUACCUUAAAGGAGAAGUUCGAUUUUUUUAAUUUUCUUUUUACAAACAAAUCUGUAUUUUGAAUGUAAAUGGCAUGUUAUAGAAAGGUCCAGACACUUUUUUUUGUGCGAUUUCACGUGUUCGUGAGAAACCCCAAACAGAGAUUCUCUCCCUCAUCCUCGUUGUGCAAUACAGGUGCUCUGAAAAAAAACAUGAGUAAAUGCUCCAAAUACGUCAUCUUUUAAACGAUAAUGCUCUCAGUAUAGCAAUGCAGGUCUUUAGAUAUUGUACACGUGUAAUUGUGUCAUUCCCAACUUUUCCGCAGCGUUAUAUUCAGUUUUGUGAGACUAGAGUUUCCCAUAUCCAGUUGUUCCAUUAUCUAUGUAGCCUGCUGCUAGAAUGGACGGAGAGGGAUCACUCCAGUCGCAACAAAAUGGAAUAUAACGUCGCGAAUAAAGUUCAGAAUGACACAACUUCAUGUGUACAAUAUUGGAAUUUGGCUUCUAGGUCCCCUCGUUAAGGCCAGAAGUCGCUAAAGCAGGUCUUAGUAACUGGUAUCUGGGCCUUUGAGCCAUAAAAUUGGCCAAUGGUGUCCUUAAGCGAUUAAGAUGUUUCAAAUGUGUAGUCUAUUUAACCCCUCCUCUGGUAGAGUUUCUGCGAAUCUCUUAGAGGAAUGUGUCCGUCUCCCCUCUAUCCAUAUGUCUGUCUAAUAAAUAGUUGUUCACGUCAUCUUUUGCAUACAGCCUUUCUCCACACCUUGAACAGUUUUUAAUUCUAAAGACCUCACUAUACUGGGAGCUUUCCGGUUUCUAAAAGGACUUAUUUGGGUGUUUUUGGAGCAUUUUUUUCAUGCUUUCUCAGAGCCCCUGUACUGCACAACAAGGAUGAGGAAGUGAAUCGCUGGUUGGGAUAAAAAAACGACAUUGUCCUUUGAUGUGACAUUGAAACAAACCAUCACCAAAUCUAAUGGUACACAAAAUGUCCAGACUGGCAAGAUUCACAUGGGAUGCUGAAAACUCAACAAUGUAGCUCAUCAACACAGUGUAUGCACUAAAACGUGUGACUUGGUACCAUAAAAAUAGUAGCUUUAGGCACAUUUUACCAGCAAAUCCAGCAAGUCAUUCCAGGUUUAGAUUCCUUGAUAUCUGAGGUAUAGCAGUUAAAGGAAAAUUCCACCCCUUAAACUAUCUUUUGACAUUUAUUUCAUUAGUCCAUUGUUCAUAUUGUCUCAAUGUUUUGCAUGUCAGCAAUCAAGUUUUCAAGAUGUAUAACUUUCAAAAUACAGAAAUACAGCCGAUAUGAUGCAUUUUGCAUCAACUCAUGCUGCAUUUCAAUCAUAUGAUGCAAUUUCGAUUGCAUAUGAUGUAUUUCGAAAGUUAAGAUAUCUAUCUAACUUGAUUGCUAACAUGCAAAACAUUUUGUACUAAUGAAGCAAAUACUAAAAGAUUGUUUUUGGGUGGAGUUUCCCAAAAAGGUUUCUGGUUCGAGUUAGUUGAGAAAUCAGAUUCAUUUUUUUCUUGAGCAAGGAACCAUAAUUCCCCCUGUAAGGCGCUCUGGAUAAGAGCAUCUGCUAAAAUGACAAAAAAUUGAAACUGCAUACCAUAUAAUCCAGUGCUGCACAUCCUAUGCUGGGUGUCACUGCCCUCCGCACUGUCCCGCUGGUCUUGCUGCUGCAGACUAGGAAAAUUGUAGCAGUUGCUGAACAUGAAUAUGCUGUGACAACAGUGACUAGCUAACACCACAUGGCUGUUUUCCGCCCAUCUGACCAAAAUACGAGUCUCUACUGUAUGCUACGGUGACGUAGCUUGGUUUUAGACUCAUUGUGCACUGAUUUUUACUUUGGCAUCCUCAUUUGUGAGGAAUCUUGGCUGCAUUCACAAUUCCUUUCUGACCAUGCACUCUCUUCUCUGAAUUGUCCACCAGGCAGCCAUCAGGCAGAUGGUCGUCCAUCCAUCCAAGUUCCUUUUAGCUUUAGCUCGGCAGAACAGAAUUACGCUGAUUCAUCAUCCACUGUGACAUACACCCCUCCACCAGCACUAGGCACCCAUUCAGUUUGGUUCACUUCCAGGCCCAUUAGAAACUCUCUGUAUCAGCGGGGCCACUCUUAAUGCUGCAUUCUUAAUCUUGGAGGUGCUCCCCUCAUUUAUGCCGACCCGCUUUACAUUAUAGGAGUGCUGACUGUAGCAGAGUGCGGCUCCCCUAUGGAGGGGAGAGCAGUGUGCGUGUGUCUGAGAGGCCAUCACUCCACUAGAAAUUGUGGGGCCCUAGCCGUCACCCCUAAGGAGUGUGUGUGUGGUGUCAAUACAGCGCUGUGGGAAGUGCAGUGUAAACGCAGCCACAGCAUGGCAGAGGAAGCUUCACGAGGCUCAGCAUUGCGUAGCACCGAUCAACUCUGUCUUGUAAGGGUUCUCAGUGCAAGAGUAAUGACACCACACACACACACAGCACACUCUCGUUAGGUUACAACUGAUAUCCUGAUUUAUUGGUAUGUUUUUACCAAUAAAACCCUAAACAAGCGCACACCAGAAACCCCCUCUGUGAUCUUGCAGGAUUCAAGAUGUUACAGGUAUGUAAACUCAGCAAAAAAAGAAACUAUUUUCAGCAAACUUAACAUGUGUAAAUAUUCGUAUGAACAUAAUAUUUAACAACUGAGACAAACUGAACAAGUUCCACAGACACGUGACUAACAGAAAUGGAAUAAUGUGUCCCUGAACAAAGGGAGGUCAAAAUCAAAAGUAACAGUCAGUAUCUGGUGUCGCCACCAGCUGCAUUAAGUCCUGCAGUGCAUCUCCUCCUCAUGGACUGCACCAGAUUUGUCAGUUCUUGCUGUGAGUUGUUACCCCACUCUUCCACCAAGGCACCUGCAAGUUCCAGGACAUUUCAGGGGGGAAUGGCCCUAGCCCUCACCCUCCGAUCCAACAGGUCCCAGACGUGCUCAAUGGGAUUGAGAUCCGGGCUCUUUGCUGCCCAUGGCAGAACACUAACAUUCCUGUCUUGCAGGAAAUCACGCACAGAACAAGCAGUAUGGCUGGUGGCAUUGUCAUGUCAGGAUGAGCCUGUAGGAAGGGUACCACAUGAAGGAGGAUGUCUUCCCUGUAACGCACGGCGUUAAGAUUGCCUGCAAUGACAACAAGCUCAGUUCGAUGAUGCUUUGACACACCGCCCCAGACCAUGGACCCUCCACCUCCAAAUCGAUCCCGCUCCAGAGUACAGGCCUCAGUGUAACGCUCAUUCCUUCGACGAUAAACAUGAAUCCGACCAUCACCCCUGGUGAGACAAAACCGCGACUUGUCAGUGAAGAGCACUUUUUGGCAGUCCUGUCUGGUCCAGCGACGGUGGGUUUGUGCCCAUAGGUGACUUUGUUGCCGGUGAUGUCUGGUGAGGACCUGCCUUACAACAGGCCUAGAAGCCCUCAGUCCAGCCUCUCUCAGCCUAUUGCGGACAGUCUGAGCACUGAUGGAUUGUGCAUUCCUGGUGUAACUUGGGCAGUUGUUGUUGCCAUCCUGUACCUGUCACGCAGGUGUGAUGUUUGGAUGUACCGAUCCUGUGCAGAUGUUGUUAUAUGUUUGCCACUGCAAGGACGAUCAGCUGUCCAUCCUGUCUCCCUGUAGCACUGUCUUAGGCGUCUUAAGGUACGUACAUUGCAAUUUAUUGCCCUGGCCACAUCUGCAGUCCUCAUUCCUCCAUGCAUAAGGCACGUUCACCCAGAUGAGCAGGGACCCUGGGCAUCUUUAUUUUUGUGUUUUCAGAGUCAGUAGAAAGGCCUCUUUAGUGUCCUAAGUUUUCAUAACUGUGACCUUAAUUGCCUACCGUCUCUAAGCUGUUAGUGUCUUAACGACCGUUCCACAGGUGCAUGUUCAUUAAUUGUUUAUGGUUCAUUGAACAAGCAUGGGAAACAGUGUUUAAACCCUUAACAAUGAAGAUCUGUGAAGUUAUUUCGAUUUUUACGAAUUAAAUUUGAAAGACAGGGUCCUGAAAACGGGAUAUUUCUUUUUUUGCAGAGUUUAUGAAGAAUGAUGUGGAGGUCUGUCUAUUUUGGUUGAAAGUGGAACAUUCUAAGAAAUGACUACAUAAAGAGUAUUUAAACCUCUGAAUAA
Salvelinus fontinalis (brook trout) is the source of this 7960-nucleotide messenger RNA. RefSeq names its product ceramide kinase-like. The record is from RefSeq and is a predicted model, not a curated record. The transcript is spliced from 14 exons. Gene Ontology annotation, molecular function: kinase activity. Lineage: Eukaryota; Metazoa; Chordata; Actinopteri; Salmoniformes; Salmonidae. The coding region runs from base 173 to 1975 and encodes 600 amino acids.